Diorhabda carinulata is the source of this 1064-nucleotide messenger RNA. RefSeq lists its product as uncharacterized. Gene Ontology annotation, biological process: regulation of synaptic transmission, cholinergic; positive regulation of voltage-gated potassium channel activity; sleep. The transcript has 4 exons. The record is from RefSeq and is a predicted model, not a curated record. Bases 194 to 589 code for a protein of 131 amino acids. NCBI's taxonomy places the organism in Eukaryota, Metazoa, Arthropoda, Insecta, Coleoptera, Chrysomelidae.
UCAUUAUGACUGAGCUGUUUACACGCACAAAAAAUUAUGUUCCAAGAUAUCCCCACUCCAACAGUUAUUUAUUUUUUGGUAAUAUUUGCUAACAUUGAACGUUGUGCCGUCACCUAUCCACGAUAAACGACGAAACAUAUAUAUGACAAAUUCGUUUUUUCUUCAACAAUUGGAACUAUUCACAAUAUAGAAAAUGAAAUAUAAAGUGCUGUGCCCUACCCUUGUUAUAUUUGUACUUGUGCAAUACAUUCCAAUAGGUUUGUCUAUCACUUGUUACGAAUGUGAAGAGCGAAUGGGAAAUCAAUGUGAAAAAAAUGUGAGAAACGUUCUUACUGAAAAUUGUACGGGAUCUUUUGUGUGUGCUAAAUAUAUUUGGAAAGAAUAUAAUAUCUCUACCAUACAUCGAAGAUGCGCUCCUGAGUCAGUUUGCGAUACUGAAAAAGCUCUACAAUCACUACACAGAACAUUAACCACAUGUACCACAUGUAACUCGAAUCUUUGCAAUUCUGGAGAAACUGUCAAUGUAUCAGCCGUAACCGUUCUCACAUCUUUCGUUACUGCAUUAUACUUUUAUUUGAAUUGUUUCUAAACAAUUUCAUUUGUCAGAUCAAAAUUUGAUUAUAAGAUAAUAGGGUGUUUCGGAAACUAUGAUCCUAUCAACUGAUUGCGGCUUUUAACCUAUAACGAGGUUUUUAUCAGAGUUACUGAACGUUGCGUUUAGUUUUUGAUUAAAAUUUCAAAUUUAAACUAGAAUCUACAAAAAUUUUCAUCAGUUCAGAUUGGUGAAUUAAUUUAUAAUGAAUUUUUCUGUGAUCAUAGACCUCAAUUCAGCUAUGCAAGCUUUGUUAAUAAUAAUGAUUAAGCAGUUAUCAGCGAUUUACCAGCUUACAGGUUUUCAAGUCCAUAAAACAAAAAUAAGCUGCCAGUUGAUCGCAUUUAUCCAAAAUAAAAAAAAUUGUAUCAUAUAUCCGAUUACUUGAAUUCCAGUUAAACCGAUCAUAGUUUUCGUAAACUUAAUUAUUAGCUGUUAACGUGUUUCUAAUAAAAUUUACGCAUUUCUUCAA